Molecule: messenger RNA, 2266 nt
Organism: Pomacea canaliculata
Lineage: Eukaryota; Metazoa; Mollusca; Gastropoda; Architaenioglossa; Ampullariidae
Product: intraflagellar transport protein 57 homolog
Biological process (GO): intraciliary transport; non-motile cilium assembly
Cellular component (GO): centrosome; cilium; intraciliary transport particle B
Source: RefSeq, a predicted model, not a curated record
UACACAUGCGUAGUGGCUACAUUCUUCUUUCCAUUGCUGUUUACAGGAGAAACGCACAGUUCAAUCAGGACACCUCAAAACUCAGAAACCCUAUCAUCAUGUCCGAGGAAAAACGCCGAGGGGGAGGCGAUGAAACCGUCGAUGGAGGCCCGGGUCUUGUUUAUAUGCCAUUUGUCAUCAUGGAGGAAUUAACAGACAAACUACGUCUUCUUGAAUAUGAUCGAAAUCUUCUGCGAAAAAUGAAUGUUAAGCCGAUUUCUAGACACUACUUUGCAAUCCCUACCAACCCUGGAGAGCAGUUUUAUAUGUUUACUUCCAUUGCUGCCUGGCUUCUCCGAACAGCUGGAAAAAAGUUUGAGCAGCCACAAGAGUAUGAUGACCCCAAUGCUACCAUCUCAAGCAUACUAGAGGAAGUCCGAAAAUUUGGGCAUGCUGUUGAUUUCCCACCAUCUAAGCUAAAACAGGGGUGUGGUGAACACUGCAUUUAUGUUUUGGAUCGCUUAGCUGAUGAAGCUUUGAUUUCAACAGGUUUCCGAUGGCGACAACCAAACUAUCCUGAAGAAGAAGCCGAUGAGGAGAACAUUGUUGAGGAUGAUUCAGAGCUCAAUCUCAAUGAAAUUGAGAAAACAAUGUUGGCAGGGGGAGGUGAUACGGAGGACUUUUCAGAAGAUGAACCAAUGUUGGAUUUGGAGCGAAUGAACAAACUGAAUCUGAAUAAGACUGAUGCCAGUUCUAAGCCAGAAGAGAUUCUUGAGUCUACUACUGAUGCUGUUGAUUGGCGAUUAGAGGUGGAACGAGUGACACCGCAGUUAAAAGUGACCAUUCGCACAGACAACAAGGAUUGGCGUGUCCACUUGGAGCAAAUGCACCAGCACCGUGAUGGCAUCGAAACUUCACUUACAGAGACAAUUCACCUGGAUAAGCUUCAUGAUGAGAUCAGUCACACCCUGGAAAAGAUUGCUUCACGUGAGAAAUACCUCAACAAUCAACUAGAGAAUCUUUUGCAAGAUUUUCGCAUGGCCCAGGAUCAGCUGGCAGAAACCAGGGAAAAGUAUCGACAGGCCAGCGGUGGUGUGACAGAACGCUCACGCACACUGGCAGAGUUGACUGAAGAACUAGAAAAGAUCAAGCAAGAGAUGGAAGACAGAGGCAGCAGCAUGACUGAUGGAGCACCUCUGGUGAAAAUCAAACAGUCCAUACAGCAACUGAAGAAGGAAAUAACACAGAUGGAUAUCCGCUCUGGUGUAGUAGAACAUGUCCUACUACAGGCAAAACUCAAAGACAAAACUUCACAGAACAAGCAGGCACAUUCUUCUAAUACCCAAGAUGGCUUCAUCAUCUGAUGUGAGAGGACUGCAUGAUUUUACCAUGUUAGCAAAAUAUCUAGAAAACUAUUUUCCUCCUCUUUAUUUUUCCUUUGUGAGUGUCAUCAACUAAACAGUGAAUGAUGUAUAAAUUAAUGCCCAGUAUUUAUUAUUCAUGUGUACAUAUAUGUUUUCUGCAGUAGUUGUAAAGUGGCUGUUAUAUAAAGCUUUUAUACAUGUGUGAGUGAGAGAUGGAGAAAGAGUGCUGAUGCAUGCACAGAUGAGUGAGUUGCUUGUUUAAAGAUCCUUGGACAUAUAUGUAUAUGUUCUUAAAUAAGUUUAGGUACCAUUUGUAAUCCAUUCAUAUGAAUAAAUCUUAAUUUUUAAGAACAUAAGAUCCAUAUUUAUUUACAUUUACAUAGGAUGGCAUCUGUUUGACUUCGGGCCAACAACCUUUGCCUAAAGUGGAAAAAUUCUCACUUAUAAAUAAUCUUCCUUAGCAUAUCCUGAAAGUGUAUUGUUCGGUGGCUAUCUUUGACGACACAUUUAUAAUUCCCUCAAAAACCUGCCCUGCCUAUGAAUGCAGCUGUUUUAAAUGUCUUUUUUUUCACUCAUGUAAAUGUGGAAGCAGUAGCUCUACUUUUUUUUCAUAUAUAAUAGUUGCAUACUUGCUUAUCCUCUCUUUCGCUCUCUCACACAACCCUCCACACACACACACGCAUUCAUUCCACCCAGUUGUAAUUUAAAUGGCACGAGAUUUAUUUCUGAAAUAUGUGUAUGCUGCUACUUGUUUAAGAUUUAAGAACAAUCAGGCUGUCAUUAUUAAUGAAAUAAUUACAUCAACUUUCCAGUUAUCAAUGUCAAGAGAUUUUAUGUUUCCAGUGACUUAACAUUCCGUCCAUAAUGUUCAACAGAAUUCAAACAGUAUGUUGAGUUUUAUAAAAAUAAAACUUCAAAAAGUC